This is a messenger RNA of Panthera uncia (snow leopard), 7278 nucleotides long. It is a transcript of the gene TRIM71, whose product is annotated as tripartite motif containing 71. The record is from RefSeq and is a predicted model, not a curated record. Gene Ontology annotation, molecular function: zinc ion binding; ubiquitin protein ligase activity; protein binding. Gene Ontology annotation, biological process: proteasome-mediated ubiquitin-dependent protein catabolic process; protein polyubiquitination. The transcript is spliced from 4 exons. Bases 1 to 1863 code for a protein of 620 amino acids. NCBI's taxonomy places the organism in Eukaryota, Metazoa, Chordata, Mammalia, Carnivora, Felidae.
AUGGUCAGCCGGGAAUGUGCCUCAGGCCGCAUGGGUCGGGCAGAGAUAACAAGGCUCCAGCCUGCAAGCCGGAGUCCGACCGGAGACGUGUGUAGUCCAGGAGUGCAGGUGCUGCACCUGUACUGUGACACCUGCUCAGUGCCCAUCUGUCGUGAGUGCACGAUGGGCCGGCACGGCGGCCACAGCUUCAUCUACCUCCAGGAGGCGCUGCAGGACUCCAGGGCACUUACCAUCCAGCUGCUGGCCGACGCACAGCAGGGCCGCCAGGCCAUCCAGCUGAGCAUCGAGCAGGCCCAGACGGUGGCAGAACAGGUGGAGAUGAAGGCCAAGGUGGUACAGUCGGAGGUCAAAGCCGUGACUGCGCGGCACAAGAAGGCCCUGGAGGAACGGGAGUGUGAGCUGCUGUGGAAGGUGGAGAAGAUCCGCCAGGUGAAAGCCAAGUCCCUGUACCUGCAGGUAGAGAAGCUGCGACAGAGCCUCAACAAGCUGGAGAGCACCAUCAGCGCUGUGCAGCAGGUCCUGGAGGAGGGGCGGGCGCUGGACGUCCUGCUGGCCCGGGACCGCAUGCUGGCCCAGGUGCAGGAGCUGAAGACCGUGCGCGGCUUCCUGCAGCCCCAGGAGGACGACCGGGUCAUGUUCACGCCCCCGGACCAGGCCCUGUACCUGGCCAUCAAGUCCUUCGGCUUCGUCAGCAGCGGGGCCUUCGCGCCGCUCACCAAGGCCACGGGCGACGGCCUCAAGAGGGCGCUCCAGGGCAAGGUGGCCUCCUUCACCGUCGUCGGCUACGACCACGACGGGGAGCCCCGCCUCUCGGGGGGCGACCUGAUGUCGGCGGUGGUCCUGGGCCCCGACGGCAACCUGUUCGGUGCCGAGGUGAGCGACCAGCAGAACGGGACGUACGUGGUGAGCUACCGGCCGCAGCUGGAGGGCGAGCACCUCGUGUCGGUCACCACGUGCAACCAGCACAUCGAGAACAGCCCCUUCAAGGUGGUGGUCAAGUCGGGCCGCAGCUACGUGGGCAUCGGGCUCCCGGGCCUGAGCUUCGGCAGCGAGGGCGACGGCGACGGCAAGCUGUGCCGCCCCUGGGGCGUGAGCGUGGACAAGGAGGGCUACAUCGUCGUGGCCGACCGCAGCAACAACCGCAUCCAGGUGUUCAAGCCGUGCGGGGCCUUCCACCACAAGUUCGGCACCCUGGGCUCCCGGCCCGGGCAGUUCGACCGGCCGGCCGGUGUGGCCUGCGACGCCUCCCGCAGGAUCGUGGUGGCCGACAAGGACAAUCAUCGCAUUCAGGUCUUCACGUUCGAGGGCCAGUUCCUGCUCAAGUUCGGCGAGAAGGGAACCAAAAACGGGCAGUUCAACUACCCUUGGGACGUGGCGGUGAACGCGGAGGGCAAGAUCCUGGUCUCGGACACCCGGAACCACCGCAUCCAGCUGUUCGGGCCCGACGGCGUCUUCCUGAAUAAGUACGGCUUCGAGGGGGCUCUCUGGAAGCACUUUGACUCCCCCCGGGGCGUGGCCUUCAACCACGAGGGCCACUUGGUGGUGACCGACUUCAACAACCACCGGCUCCUGGUCAUCCACCCCGACUGCCAGUCCGCGCGCUUCCUGGGCUCCGAGGGCACUGGCAACGGGCAGUUCCUGCGCCCGCAGGGUGUGGCCGUGGACCAGGAGGGGCGCAUCAUCGUGGCCGACUCCAGGAACCACCGGGUGCAGAUGUUCGAGUCCAACGGCAGCUUCCUGUGCAAGUUUGGCGCCCAGGGCAGCGGCUUCGGGCAGAUGGACCGCCCCUCCGGCAUCGCCGUCACCCCCGACGGGAUGAUCGUGGUGGUGGACUUCGGCAACAAUCGGAUCCUCAUCUUCUGAUCCCGCUCUCUGGGCUUCUGUGUUGGGGUGCGCGCGUCUCCCUCUGUCUCCGUUGGAAUUUCAAAGAAGAAACAGUCUCAGGGAAAUUUCUUUUUUUCUUUUGUUGAAAGAGAACAAGAAGAGUACAACAUUGCUUAAGUCCUACCUCAUCUUUAUUUUUUUUACAGAUGAAUGUACUUCUCUUUUCUGCAGGGAUUGAGCCUGUGACGUGAUAAUUUCUAUCUACCUCAUGAAUCUUUGCAUUUCCUUCCCCAGCAGGCCCUCUGCCCUCCUCCCCACCCUCACUCAGUGGAGUUCACGUUUCCCUCUGACCCUCCGUGGGGCGUGAUAUGCACAAGCCUGGCGUCUCUGUGGCUGGGUGGGGGGCACUGGAUGUGUGUGGUGGGGGUGUAUUCUGUAGAUUGAGCCAAGGAAACAUGAAAAAACUAAGUAAAAAAAAAAAAAAAAAAAAGAAAAACUAUAAAACGUGGAAAAAUAAGAUUUAAAAACGCUUAAUUAUAGAGUAUUUGUGUUCUGGAGAAUACUGUGUUUUGGGGAUUAGAUUGUGUUGUGUGAUCUUGAUCUUUUUGGGGAACUUUUUUUUUGAUUUUUUUGUUGUUUUUUUUUUUAAAUGCUGCAACAGAGAACUUUUCUGUGUUCUCCUUUUAUACCUCAGUGUGUUUUGUUUAUCAUCCUGUUCAGCAUCUUUUCUUAUUCCUAGAAAAUGUGGCUGUGUCUGUGGCUUGCUAGCCAAGAAAAGCAGACUGUCGUAUUCAUAUUUUAGGAUAUGUGAUCCUUGUUUCCUUUAAGGGACGUUGGGUACACCUGCGUGUUUGUGGGUCCGAGUCAUCUUACACCAGAAUAGUAAAGCUGCGGGUGACAUACCACCACCCGAAGAAACUUUUCUUCUCACGCUUUGGUUUCUAAAAAAUAGAUGUAGCUUAGGAUUUUGGAUUAAAAGUAUUCUCAAAAGUUAAGUACUCUUAGUUUGCUGUUGGUUAUCAAGUUCAGUGGAAGGAAGAAGAAAAUCAACCCCGUUCUCAGAAAAGAGGGUAUCCGGCCUGCCGGACCGGCUGGCUUGUGUGCGGGCGGGCAGGCGAGUGCCGAGGUAGUCCACGUAGAGCAUGAGAAAGAAACAGGCUACCCCGGCACUCUGAGGGAGGGUGGAGGUCAGUCCCCGACCCCGGCUUGAAUGUCGUUCUGUUAAUGCUAGGUGUUUCUUUUCCUAAGAAGAGUAGGCAAAGAAACGACCUUUUACUUUAAAAGCACAAUUUUUUUCCUGCUUUGGAAGUUCAGGGAAAUAGAAUGUUUGAAAGUCAGACGGGAACAGCUCACCCCCGCACCCUCUGCCCGGGUCGCUUUUGCAGAGCGGUCUGCUUCCGAGCCACGCAGUAGGACCUCGUGGUUCACGUGGAUUUCCCCCCCCCCCAAAGGCCUUUGAAUGUAAAGGAUUUGUAAACCAAAUUGCCCCAACCCAACAUGUAGGAUGUAAUGCCUUUUGUGAAACCUCUCUCUUGGUACCAAAGAAUGAACACUUAAGCCAGGCUCCCGCUGCAGAACUGUGGGAUGGCGUCCGUCACUUUACAGGGUUGGAUUGUGGUCAGCCGGACUCGGGUACAGAGCCUUGUGCGUCUGGGCGUUAUCUGUCUUUCAGGUGGGAAGUGUAGGUAUAGCUGACGUUCUGCUUGUGAGGACCUACGUGGGCCCCUGCAUUCCCCCAAAUACUGAGUAGGAACCGAAUUCCAGAGUGGCGCACCUCGGGAGGAAGAGGUGGUCUCUGACGAUGGGCUUACGGGGGACACCUCUUGUCGAAACAGAAGGACUGACGGGUCAGUGUCUGUCCCUGUAUGUACGAGAAAAUUACCCUUGCAAUAUGGACGUAGUUCUAAACGAACAGGAAGAGCUAACAUGUGCAGAAAUGUGUUUUCUUCCUCCCGGAGGAAGAAAGGGUGCCGGGGGCAGCGUAGCGAGCCAAUCAUUGGUCUCCUGGACAUGUGCCACUUUCAGGGGACCCUAGGUCUUCCCCGUCGUGUUAGAGCAGGGUUUCUGAAUGACCAAUGUGGGGAAAAACUCAUGAAGGAGAACCGCAUGCAAUAAAGGAUCCAAAAAUUGGAAAGUAGCUUCCAACUGCUACCUCCCGGCUGCUGUGUUUCAGGGGGAGGAGGCGUCAGGAAAUCCUGUUUUGGAAAACCGCCUUUUACUGAAGCAUUUGGUAUUGAGUCCUUCCCUAGUUCCUAUUCAGUUGCCUCUUAUUUGCCCCUAGGUUCUAAGUUCUUUGGUAAAGCGUUUGUAUAAUUAAACAUUUUUGUUUUUUAUUUUGGAAUAACUUGGUGCUGACCUUCCUCCCUUCGCCCUCUCCCCCCAGCCACCCAACAAACCACCCUUUAAACACCAAAGACAACUGGUUUUAAAUGCUUACGAAACUUUAUUUUGAAGAAAUGGGUCUUGGAAAUUCUUAGAAAUGUUCUCGGAAACCUGGGAUGAGUUACUUCAGGUAGUCACUACCUUUGAGUCUCCCAUCUGUGUUCUGAUCUGCCCUUCCCGGGGCCCCCGUAAGUGGGGGGCUCGCGGGACCCGAGUGAGAACUUCUCUUGGUGAGUGGCGGUAACGUGAAACUGCUAAGUUAGCAUUUCUCUGUGGAUUUGGUUGUAAAGCCAGGGUUUCCACACGGGACCGAAAUGAUCGGGUCUUAGUUAAUAGACUGACCAGUUUGCAGGCUCAAAGCUAGUAGGUCCCCCUCCGGAAUCAGUGUGGAGGUACGAGGUGCUGCCUCUUGCCCUCGGGGGCGGGACACCUCCUUACCUUCCUGCACCCCGAACUGGGCGUCGCUGCCAUUUGAGAAGCAUGGUCACACUUGGGAAGCUUUUGUUUCUAAAACACUGGCCGUCUGUGGCUGCCCAUGAUUGACUCCUGACCCACAGGGAUCGGUGCGAAGCACUUUGGAGUGUGUUUGUUGUACAAGGUGGAAUGCUCCAAAUCAAAGAGCGAGGAGAAGAGCCAACAUUUGGGACUCUGGUGUGAGUGAGGCCGCUCAAAAGAAGGGUUUUUUAACUGGAUGUCUCCUGCCCGUUUAUGAGGUGAUGCUAGGGUAGGUAGGAAUUGGGUCGAGGAGAGGAGUCUUGAACUUGAACAUGGUGAAAAGAUAAGGUCGUGGGUGCUGCGAAGGAGGAAGGAGUAUAAACUGUUUCUAAUGAGUAAAUGUGCUGUUCAGACAAUAAUCCCCGUGUUUGUCUGAUCUGGUCAGGUGGCAGGGUGGCAUGGGGCGCAAGGUCGGUUUAUGCUUGGACAAGAUCCCAAUUGCAUUUGGGUAUGUAAGUUUGGGUAUCGAGAUGGCUAAAUAAACCGUGGAUAAAAACCACUUUUGGUUGACAGAGUUGACAUUUCAGAAGUGUUAGUCUUUAAAAAAAAAAAAAAAAAAAGUCUUCUCUCUGUAAACUUGGUCACGAGAAGCAGUGCUGUCUGGGAAACCUGUGCUCUAGUGUGGCCGGCAGGUGGCAGGUGAUUUCGCUGGAGCCCGUGGUCCCCGGUGGUCCCCAAGUGCACGCGAGCUCCUUGAUUGACGGAUGCCCUUAAGUCUAACUUAUUUGGGGGAAACACCUACAAGGGUACCAUAAACAAUCUAAAUUGUGUGUUGGGCCAAAAGAGUCGCCAGAUUUGAGGCACUUUGAUGGAGUUCUGAGAGAAUGGCUUGAGAUCGGCUCGUCCGGUUUCGUUCUAGUUAAGCCAAAGCUUAAUGAUUUCAGGAGGGAAGUCUUUUUAGGCUUGAAGCAGCAGAAUACUGUUUGUGUAUGUGUUGUCUUCCCUUUUGGAAGAUUCUACAAUUGUUGUGUUCUGGUAGAUAGCGAAAGAUACGCCAAAGUUCUACGCUUGUUUUUCUGUUUCAAAACAAAAAUCCAGUGGUGCCAAAAAGUACUUAGGGUAUUUAUUGAAAACAUCACUCUCCUUGAUCUUCCCACAGUCUGGGGCUGUAUAAAAGUCAAACGCUUGUGCUCCGUGUGAGGAUGCCCUAAAGCCAGGCCCUCCUGGAACUCGAGCUCUCUCUGGCUUCCUGCAGGCCAACGGCACGGGACGCACAUCCCCUUCCACACCACACCAUUUGCUCGUGUUUAGUUUCUACCUCACUGUUGGCGAAAGUCAUCUACCUCAUGUUCGCAUCUAACGGGUCUCUGAAAGGCAUAGUAUUAGUCCCUGGGAGGGUGGGGGGAGGGGGAGGCGGUGGGAAGCUGCCUCUGGAAGAAAACGUUUUUCUGAAUCCAGAACUGAUUUCUCCCAGGAGAAACGUUUGAUUGACCUUGAAAAAGAAACUUUGAACCCAGAUAUUCCCGUGCUCAGGCCAACGUAGUCCUCAAUCCCAACCAAGUAUUACUUACGAUCUGGCCUCUCCACCCCAGUAGAAAGUACGCACGCCAUCACCUGGUCGCUCAGUAUUAUGAAGCUACUGGUCCGCCUGACCUGUGUGAGAACCUAACUGCAAAUAAAGACCUUUAGGUCUCUUUCUCUCUUCAAGAGAAAACUAUUUUAUCUCUAGUUUGAAUGUCUGCAAAUGGACCCUUUUAGGAGCAGUUCUAAGGAUCUAGUUGUUGCAAACCUCAAAUGUUCGAAGGGAACGGGAAUCCUUUAGCCUUCAUGAUUGUAUGUGUACCUUUUCUGGACCCAGCAGGGUGUUCAUCACCAUGACCUUGCGGCGGCCACUGCUUUACUGAACAGUGACUGGGUGAAGUGUGUGUUGCUCUUUUGUUUUGUGUCUAAUUGUUUUUUUCCCUACCAAAGGUAACAUGUUGACGGGUUGUUCUUUCCUUUGUUCUUUUUUUUGUUUAUUAAAUACUUGAUGAAGUCGAAGCACACUACCAUGAUAUGCUGUGUUGUGUCUCCACCUCUCUCCUGCCCCUAGUCCAUUUGUGUUUUGGUUGGAAGAGAGGGUCCUAAGACCACUGUGAUUGCUACGAAUUGGGUUUAAAAAUGUCACGGUGAAGAAAUACCUCAGUGAUGUCUGUUUUUAAAACCGAUCUUACGGGUUCACAAGCCAGCCUGGUGGGAUGUUUUCCAUCAUCACUUAACCAGUAAUGGUUCUAAAAGUUUUGUGUAUCCACACGGUCUUAGACCUCCUUUUAAUGAUUGUAUUAACUCCCAAGCUCAGGUAGUAUUUUCCUUAAGGCUCUGUCUCGGAGCACACUGACUGAAUGUUAACGUGUGUAGCAAAGCGUUUACUUUCUUUAAAUAACCGGCUCUGUCUCAGUCCUUUAUGUGUCUAGCAGUCUGUGUAGUUGGUUUUCUUCAGAGGAAGGUUUUUCACGUUUCUGGGAUGUUCUUGUUUCUAGGGUGGUAAGGUUGCUUUCCUCCCCCCGGCCCCCCCAUUCUUUUCCCUUAAAAUCAAUGCAGGUGAGAGGGUGGGCGGUGGGUACGGGACGUUGCUUUUAAACUAGCAUGUUAGUUAUA